AUGGCCACCAUGUUCAAUCGUUGGUGGCAGCGCCGCCGGCUCAUUCGGCUUGUAAACGCCUUUCGAGGUCUCGCGAUUCGGAAGCCACAAGUGAUGAGAAUGUGGCGACGGGGAGUUAUUCUGAAAUUUAUCAGCAUAAGUCUGUCGGAAUUUCUACAAAUAUUAGUAAGCUUUUUAUCAUUGCGGCCUUACCUUACUGUGAACUUGGCCUCUAGCAUAUUCGUGCUAUAUACUCUUACAGUACUUGUCAAUGUCAUUAUAUCUCACUAUUACUUUGCAAUAGUGAAUGUCCACAGCCACUAUAUUCUACUCAAUCAAGAGCUGCACGAGGUGCUUGUCGAGAUCAGGUCCCUAGAGGGGGAACAUCGUAAAGCUGCAUUCAUGAUUAAAUGCUGCACCUUUGCAGACCGGCUGGAGGUGAUUGCCGGAACACAAUACGAAGUACAAACGCUUCUCGAACACAUAACCAAGAUUUUUGGAAUACAGGGCAUCGUUAUAACCAUCAAUAGCUACAUAUCAAUACUCGCCACAAUCUAUUUUUCGUUCUCCUCCGUUAAGAAAAUUCGUGGUGUGGAAUGGACCCCAUUGUAUAUUCUGCUGUUUGUCUUAAAUAUCGUCUGCUACUUUGCGGACAUUUUGAUUACCCUCAACAACGUCUACUUUGUCCUGGAGGUCCAUGCAUAUAUGGUGAAACUGCUGGAGCGGCUUAUAAUGUUUUCUCCGGCCUUAGACGAGAGACUACAGGCGGUCAUCGAGAGCUUUCAGCUUCAGAUCACGCGCAAUCCUUUAAAGAUCUCUUUGCUAAACCUCUUCAAUAUGGACCGAUCGAGAUCUAUGUUGAUGGCCAACUCACUAGUAACCAACUUAUUGGUACUCAUUCAGUACGACAUGAAAAACCCUAGAGAGUAA
Messenger RNA from Drosophila montana, 909 nucleotides. Its product is annotated as putative gustatory receptor 59d. The coding region runs from base 1 to 909 and encodes 302 amino acids. Gene Ontology annotation, biological process: chemosensory behavior; sensory perception of taste; male courtship behavior. The record is from RefSeq and is a predicted model, not a curated record. The transcript is spliced from 2 exons. Lineage: Eukaryota; Metazoa; Arthropoda; Insecta; Diptera; Drosophilidae. Gene Ontology annotation, molecular function: sweet taste receptor activity. Gene Ontology annotation, cellular component: membrane; neuronal cell body; dendrite.